Molecule: messenger RNA, 552 nt
Organism: Penaeus chinensis
Lineage: Eukaryota; Metazoa; Arthropoda; Malacostraca; Decapoda; Penaeidae
Product: LIM/homeobox protein Lhx9-like
Exons: 3
Coding region: 112-552 (146 amino acids)
Biological process (GO): regulation of transcription by RNA polymerase II; neuron differentiation
Cellular component (GO): nucleus
Molecular function (GO): RNA polymerase II transcription regulatory region sequence-specific DNA binding; DNA-binding transcription factor activity, RNA polymerase II-specific
Source: RefSeq, a predicted model, not a curated record
CAGACAGGCGAAGAGAGACAGACAGACAGACAGAGGCGAAGACAGACAGACAGCCAGACAGAGGACGGAAGAGCGAGCGAGCGAGCACCCAACCAGGCAGACGGAAGAACCAUGAUCGUCGACGCGGUGCGGGUCGCCUGCGGAUCGGACGGCGUAAUGGUCGAGGACGAGGACCCUCUCCGCCCGCCGCCCUUCAGCCCGCCCCUCGACUCCGGCCACAACCCCUCCGAGGCCAACCCUGCCGCAGGAGAAGCGAGACUCCACGCCGAGCUGCAGUCGACGCUCAUAGAACAACAGGACCAGCAACAACACUGCGCUGAGAAGGGCGUCGUUUCAGAAGUCAAGGGAUCGGGCGAGGUGUGCCAAGGGUGCCAUGACGUCAUCGCCGACCGGUUCCUCCUGCGGGUCAAUUCGAGGUCGUGGCACCAGACUUGCCUGCGGUGCUGCGUGUGCCAGCUGGCCCUCGACCGGCAGCCGUCGUGCUUCAUCCGGGAACACAAUGUCUACUGCAAGUCCGACUACACGAGUUGUAGUCUACAGAAUUUCGAGUAA